AUGAAGUUUACAAGUACGCAAUCCACCAAACUUGCCCUGUCUCUUGAUAGGGUUUUGAAGGAUAUUACUACAUUUAAUGGCGAUUCCACGCCGCAAUUAAUUGCUCCAGGGUGUACACUUGGCGUUACAGAUCGGGAUUCUACCGUGUACUUGAACUCGAAAGGUGUGAGAAAUAUCAAUGACCCUGUGCCAGUUACAAAUAACGAUAGCUACGCGUUGUUUUCGUGUACUAAAUCCUUGACGGUGAUGGGGGCAUUGAUUUUGUACGAACAAGGGAAACUCCAAUUAGAUAUUCCCGUUUCUACAUAUUUCCCAGAGAUUGCCAAUAUCGGGGUAUUAGAGCCAGGAGCAGUAGACAAGUAUAGUGGUAAGCUUUCAAAGCCGUUGACGACACCGCAAACGCCAAUUACUGCCAAACACUUGAUCACCCAUACUGCCGGGUUUUCGUAUGGGUUUAUUAGUCCCGAUUACUUUGCGUUGAUCACCAAGGGCGAACGAAUCGACGCCAUCAACCCGCCCAUGGAGUUUUUCCAUAAAAAGACACCUUUGAUUCAUGAACCAGGUACUGAUUGGGCUUAUGGACAUAAUAUUGACUGGUUGGGGUUUGUUCUUGAACGGAUUAGUGGGCAGAAGUUGGGUGAGUUUUUGGCCACACACGUGUUUGAACCUAUUGGCAUGACAAGCUGUACCUUCCACAAGAAGGACCCUUCGGACUUGGUUAGGAUCCAUUUUAGAAAGCCUGAUGAGACAUUGGUUUUGCUCAAGAAGACACCAAUUAGUUUAGAUCCCAUUUUGGAUUUAGGGGGACAAGGGUGUUUUGGGAGUGUUGGUGACUACCUCAAAUUUAUCAGAGUGUGGCUCAACUAUGGGGUCUCGCCAGAUACUGGGAACCGGAUACUUAACGAGUCGACAGUCAGGUUUGCUAUUAGGAACCAUUUACCGGACGAUUUUGAGUUUGACUUUAUUGGGUUGUCACACAAUGUUCUUGAUGAAGAGGAACGGAAAAACGAUGGGUGGACAUUGACUGGAAAUGCGUAUGGUCUGAACGAUUUGCCUACAGGCAGACCCAGAGGGUCUAACUACUGGUCGGGUGUAGCCAACUUGCACUUUUGGAUUGAUUUUGAGAAUGGGAUUGGUGGGUUUUAUGCUGUUCAGGUGUUGCCAUUUAUGGACGAGUAUAAUAUUGAGAGCUACGCGAGGUUUGAGAGUGAGGUGUAUAAGGUUUUAGGUAGUCAAAGUAAAUUAUAG
Messenger RNA from Candida albicans SC5314, 1248 nucleotides. RefSeq lists its product as uncharacterized. Bases 1 to 1248 code for a protein of 415 amino acids. The transcript has a single exon. The record is from RefSeq and is a predicted model, not a curated record. NCBI's taxonomy places the organism in Eukaryota, Fungi, Ascomycota, Pichiomycetes, Serinales, Debaryomycetaceae.